AUGGCUUUUGCAACCUCCCCAGGACAGAGGCCUCAAAAACAGUACAUUAACAAGUUUACUGCCUUCUUCUUUCGUGAAGUUGAUAGGGGCUUUUCCUCACCUUACGUUGUUUUUUCCACUGGAACUGUCCUCGCACUCGCCGGAUGGAAGUUCUUCAAGCGCCGCGUAGAACCAGAGAGGCAGAUAAAUGCCGUUUUACGGCAGCCGCGGUCGCGGGUACCGCUUAGUGAUGCACAUAAUGUUUUUUGGGGUUUCAGAACAAACAGUGGCACCGACAACACCUCCCCUCGUAGUCUUGGAGAGGCAAUGUCCGAGGAUAUGGAAGAGGCAUUGAGGCGGCCCAGGCUUCUGCAUAGUGAACCGAGUGAAUUACAAGAUAGUAGGACGGAGAGCAGUGGCGGAACGCAAGCCAAUGUAGCUUGCAUGGAACUGCAGGAAUACGAUCCGCAGUAUGGAGAUGACGUAGUGUUUCGAAGCGUACAUUACAUUUACAGCGAGCGUGAUGGAAGUACCUCUCAGGUCGACAACAAGACAGAGGAGGUUGUUGAAAAAGGGGAGGACUCAUCUUAUUUGUCUCGCAUGCCCGGACAUGGUUUGUCCGUUAUACAUGGCAUGGUAAAAUGCAAGUUUGUUACUGCACAAAACAACUGUGUGCCUUACGCCGGUCACCUUGAGAGUGAAUACGCUCGCAAGAUGAUGCUUGCACUUGGACCUGUGCAUAUCUUGCGGGAUAUUGCACGAACAUCGUUUCCCAUCCGGUUCACCACAGUAAAGGAGACUCCGGUCUCCACAUUGGUGUGCGGUUUGCACAGCGGGGAGGCACCGCGGUGGCUAAGCAACGCCUUUCCCAACUUUCAAAUCGACGUGGUGGAGCGCGACGGCGCACUCGUACGCGUUUGUCGCCGCUUCAUGGGCCUACAGGAGUCGAGUAAUCUGCGCCUGUUUAUUGCGGAUCCGGUAGACUUUCUUCGACGCAAUGCCCUCGUAGAUGUCUCUUCUGGGAAGAGGUACGAUCUCAUUAUGAUUGACACCCUUGAUGGCGCAGGGCGACUAAGCACGCAAUACGGACGACUCGAGUUCAUCAAUAGCGUGCGUAACAGUCUCUCGCCUGCCGGGUGCGUUGUCGCCGCCCUCCCAAACCGUGAUGCGGCGUUUCUUUAUCACAUGGUACAAAACUGGCGUCUCGCUUUCGCCGGACGCACUGUGCUCCUUGUGCAUUGCGUGACGUCACCGCACACAAUGCUGAUUACAUUUCAAGAUGAUGCGGAACGUGGUCGAGCGAAUUUUGGGAGUGUGGGUGGCGUUGAUGAGUUUAAAGACCUCCUGCGCACGAAGAUAUCGCAUUACGGUGUGAAGCGGAUUCCUUUCGAUCUCCCCGCGGAGGUGUCACGCGAUAACUUCCGUGUGCUGCACCCCGGUAAGACGUACCAGAUGGAUGCGUAUCUUCCUAGUGGACACCCACAACUUCGAAGUAUCGCGGAAGGUAAUUUUGUUUUUGGCGGAGCGUCAAAUGGAGGUUCGUGGACUGAGUGGCUUCGGCGGUUGGGCGGUUCCUGGCUGACACCGACGCAGCGCACUGAUUUGAAGUGGAUGGAAAAGUGA
Messenger RNA from Trypanosoma brucei brucei TREU927, 1602 nucleotides. RefSeq lists its product as hypothetical. Lineage: Eukaryota; Euglenozoa; Kinetoplastea; Trypanosomatida; Trypanosomatidae. The record is from RefSeq and is a predicted model, not a curated record. The transcript has a single exon. Gene Ontology annotation, molecular function: spermidine synthase activity. Gene Ontology annotation, biological process: spermidine biosynthetic process. The coding region runs from base 1 to 1602 and encodes 533 amino acids. Gene Ontology annotation, cellular component: cytosol.